UCGUCGUUCCCAGAAGGAAUAGCAUUAGCGCCGCUCCCGACAACCAUUGUGCGCUCGUCGCGACUGUUGCAACCAUGUCUUCGGUCGACUACCUAUUGAACGAGAAUUCGGUGGGAUAUGCGAUCUUCAAAGUCGUACACCAGCCGGACACCAUAGGCAACCGCCUGAAGGAGGUCCAGGAUGCCGUCCAAGAUCUCGCGAAGUUCGGAAAAAUGGUCGAGCUUGUGGGCCUCGCACCUUUCCAAGGCACUCAGGACGCGCUUCGAGAAAUCAACGAUGUCUCCGAAGGCAUUAUGUCGGAUUAUCUGAAAGCAGCGCUGGAAACCAACCUGCCGAAAGCUGGCAAAAGGAAGACAAUAACGUUGGGAGUUGGUGAACGAAAUCUGGCUGGUAGCAUUAAAGCGGCAUUUCCAAAUCUGCACGUCGAGACAAGCGAGACGAGCGAGGUGGUCGCAGAUCUGCUGAGAGGUCUUCGGCAGCACGGCCAGAAAUUGAUCAAGCAGCUCCAGCCUGGAGACAUUGAUCGGUCCAUCCUUGGUCUUGGUCACGCAUACUCUCGCGCCAAGGUCAAAUUUUCGGUACAGAAAAAUGAUAACCACAUCAUCCAGGCUAUCGCUACCCUUGAUCAAAUUGACAAAGAUUUGAACACUUUCGCUAUGAAGCUUAAAGAGCAGUAUGGAUGGCACUUCCCCGAACUCGCCAAGAUUGUCAGCAGCAACGAACAGUACCCCAAAUUGGUUCUCGCGAUAGGCGACAAGUCUCAUCUCUCGAACGAUGAUUUACACUCGUUGGCUGCCAUUGUCAACGACGAUGAAUCCGUGGCACAGGCCAUCAUCUCCGCGGCAAGAACGAGUAUGGGCCGCGAUUUGUCCGAAGCCGAUCAGGAGCUGGUGAUGAAGGCUGCCGAGCGUACUGCUUCUUUGGCCGCCUAUCGAAAGUCCCUCUCGGGCUAUCUUUCCUCGAGGAUGGCAACCGUAGCCCCUAACCUGGCAGCACUGAUUGGAGAUAGCGUCGGUGCGCGUCUGAUUUCAAAGGCUGGCUCUUUGACCAAUCUGUCCAAGUAUCCUGCGUCGACUGUGCAGAUUCUGGGUGCCGAGAAGGCUCUCUUUAGAGCGUUGAAGACUAAGGGCAACACGCCCAAGUAUGGCCUGAUCUACCACAGCUCGUUCAUCGGAAAGACGGCGGCGAAAUCGAAGGGCAGAAUAUCACGCUUCCUCGCGAACAAGUGCUCCAUCGCGUCCAGGAUCGACAACUUCUCGGAGGUGCCAACGUCGAAGUUUGGAGAGGCACUGCGAAAACAGGUGGAGGACAGGAUCGAGUUCUAUGCCACGGGAGCGCCGCCGGCGAAGAACGCGGAUGUCAUGAAGGCAGCGAUGAACUCUGUGAUGGCCGACAUUGGCGAAGACCCCACGGCGGAAGCGGCCGAAGACGUGGUGAUGGCGGAUGGUAUCACGGCGAAAGCCACCGAGCAGGCAAUCCGUAAAUCGAAGGACAAGAAGGAGAAAAAGAAGGACAAGAAGUCCAAGGAUGCGGAUAGUGACGAGAAGAAGUCGAAGAAGGAGAAGAAGCGGAAGCAUGCAGAGGAGGAAGAGGGCGAGGGCAAGAAGGAGAAGAAGAAAAAGAAGAGCAAGAGCUCCUAGGUUGUUUGUCCUGAGAUCGGCAUGUAUACCAAAUAUGGCGUUAUGGUUUCGACUGGCGUUGGUGGGGAGGUGCGCUUAUCAUUUGCUCUUGAGAUGCUUGUUCUCUCGGAGGCAAUGCGACGGCAUGGAUGUGUUAUAUCUGGGAGAUAGGGCUCUAUUUCAUGCAAUGCAUAUCCACGCAGAAUCUAUGGGCACCCUUAUCGUCUCUGAAAGGUGCGAAGUGGUGAAACGAUAUGGAGAGGGGUUUGCGGCGACUACGCGUGGUGGCACUAGGUCAGCUUCGGUUUAGGAUUUCUUCUUGACUUGC
Westerdykella ornata is the source of this 1947-nucleotide messenger RNA. Its product is annotated as Nop-domain-containing protein. Gene Ontology annotation, molecular function: snoRNA binding. The record is from RefSeq and is a predicted model, not a curated record. NCBI's taxonomy places the organism in Eukaryota, Fungi, Ascomycota, Dothideomycetes, Pleosporales, Sporormiaceae. Bases 75 to 1640 code for a protein of 521 amino acids. Gene Ontology annotation, cellular component: small-subunit processome; box C/D methylation guide snoRNP complex. The transcript is spliced from 6 exons.